ACUGCAACACUGCCUGCUCUGCUGGCCAAAGACCAAACAAAAACAAAAACAAUAAGUCAGUGAAAACAAAUAGGCUUCCGAGCCGAGCGAGGCGAAGGACUUGGUGCAUUCCUGUCGCUGUAUGCGUGUGUAUACGCGUUCGCUGUGAUUUCGAGUCAACAAACUGAUGCAUUGGAACAUUUUGCCGUCACUGGAUACGAUUCUCGGUGCGGCCGAGUGCUGGGAGUCGCAGUGCUGGCGUUUCAUCGAGUAAUAUGGGAUAGGUCGAACCCACUUGUUGCAUGGCAGAACCUAUUUUAUCAUAGAGGAAUGUCGUAUGCCCUUAUGGCCUUUUGCCACUCUGUGGAGGGGGGCUUGAUCUCAUCGCAAUGGCAAGUCCUCAAGGUGGUGUAGGGCCUGUGCAGCCUGUACAGCCGGUGCCACACAAUCCUAUGCCCCAAUUUCAAGAUGCGGAUCACUACCGCAGUCCAUUGAGCCCUCUCUGCAUCACAGAAGGAAGCCAUGAUAUUGUUCGUCCAAAACCUCGGAGACCAGGUAAUGGAAGCCGUGAGGGUCUUUGCACUCCGGGCUACAGUCCCUACCCACACAGUCCCAAGGCUCUUGUGUCUCCACCGCUUCCAACAUCAAGCAUGCCUUGCAAUACGUCAAGUAAGGAGCAUUUAUUGGAAGACAUACCUGCUAAAGAUCGCAGUCCCAUCAGCAUGACCAGCAAUGGUGUCGGCCGGCCAAGUCCCAGUAGUGGCAGUGGCAGCGGACCCAACACUGGCAGUCCCAGCCCGCCGGUACUCCUCCGCGGUCCCACUCCUGCCAACCCCAUCGUUUCCAAGUCUGUCAUCAGUAUAGCAAGUCCCCUCACAGGACAUCAGUCUCAGCAGAUGCAAUCACCAACGUCACCUCAGCAACCUGCACCAUUACAUCAAACGCAACAACCCAUCAGUCCUACAAAUGAUGGGGCAGUUUACCGUGAGCAGAGGGACAGAGACUGGGAGCGGGACCGGGAGACGCGUUCAACACCAAUGGUCCCUGAAAGAGAUACAAAUGGCACUCGCGUAAGCUCUGACAGCAAGGUCCAGCGUCAAAUUCAGAAACCGGAGAGACCAUUAUCAGCUAUCAGUAAAUUGAGUAAUAAGUCUGCUUCAACAAACCACAUGGGUACUGUGCAUAGCAACCAUAGUGGUCACAGCAACAAUAGCACGCCCAUUAAUCUCGGCGCCACCUCGCCUGGACCGACACUGAGACAGGGCCAUACCGGCCAAACCGCUCAUACCAAUCAAAUGACAUCUCCCAGUCACAGUGGACAUUCGGGGCAUGCUUCUCGCCACAUGGUCCCUGUGAGUGCACCCACUGGAACAGCAAGUAAUUCAAGCACAGCAGCACGAAAUUUGCUUGCCAAUUUUCCUCACCACCACUUAAGUGUGGAGGAGCUGCGCCAUCUUCAGCGACGUCAGGAGUGUGCUGGAAGUUCAUCAGAUGAAAAUCGAUCUUCUGGUCAUGCAUCCAUGUCUGAUGGACAUACUAGUUCAUCCCCACCUGCUGAUCGAGUUGAUCGCCACCAUCAUUACCGAUCCCAUUUAAAUUCAGUUCCUGAAGAUGAGCGGUUGUCUGCAAGUGUCAUGCCCAAUCAGAGUCGUUCAAAUCGUAAAACAGUUCAAAAUCGAAGUCGGCACAGAGGAACACCUGUUAAACUGGUACCAUGUGGUUCAGGACUUGAGGACAUAAAGCUUGCCAUACAACAACUGACCAUGCGAUCCCACACUUCAAACUCAACAUCAACAUACUCAAGUCUCAGUGGGUCUGAGAGUAGUGAACCUGCUGUCAGGCGAUUGAUGCGCCAUUCUUCUCUUGAAACAAUCAACACCAAUGUUACAAGUGCUGAUGAAUUUGUGUGGGUGGAUUCUCACAACAGAUUGGUGGAACUGCAGCAUUUGCCAUGGUCAACUCAUGAUAUUUUAAAAGUAAUCCAAAAUGGUAGAGUGAAAGAAAAUAUGGAGCGGGUCUCGAUGGAGACAAUACCUCGUUUAUCUUACCUACUGCAAAGAGCCCUUGUGAGAAUUGCUCGUGAAGCGCAAAGACUGUCACGACCUCUUCACAUGUGCAGCAAGCAUGAAGUUGCAAGUGCUCUUAAAAUUGUUUUAUGCCCUGCUCUAGCAGAUUCCUGCAUAAAAUCCUGCCUGCGAUCAGCUGCAAUGUUUGCUGUGUCAGGUGACCAGCUUAAACAAAGUAAAUCCAGUAGAGCAGGUUUGCAGCUGUCUGUUGGAAGGUUUCAUAGAUGGAUGGCUGAUGUUCGUCUAGGCAAAUUCGUUCACGAGUAUGCUGCUGUUUAUUUAGCUGCUGGGCUGGAAAACUUGGUUGAAGAGAUGGUGCUUCAGUGCCUUCCGGCCAAAGUAGAUGCCUUGCUGACUGCUGCUAUGUUUGAACAUGCCAUAGCUAAUAACGGCGACUUAUGGGGUCUUUUGCAACCCUAUGCUCAUUUAAAUGCGGGUAGAAUAGCAUCUGGGGCGCUUUCCCUUCCCCGGUGGGCUAGUAUCAGUAGCUUAAAUACAGAGUCCACUCAGUCCUCUUCUACAACCACUAUGUUGGGGACGUCCACACCUGGUACUCCAGCAACUACCCCAGGGAAUACUCCAAGCGCCAUCAGCUUAGGCAAAUCAACGGAGCAGUCGUUGCUCACCACCUGUGUUGGGUCUGUGCACGAACUCACUGACUUGUUAGCAAGGAUCGCUGCCCUCCCUACCCAGCCUAUCGGUCGGCCACUAGCCUGGACCCAUCAGGCAGUGCAGUCCUUGUUCUACUUCAUGAGGUGUUCACAGCUUGAGCAUGCGGAGCAACAAGCCCCUGUUCAGGAGCUGAUGUACGAAAGAGCAUAUGUCGUUCUGCCUCCUUUGGUUGAGUGGCUAAGAAUUGCUGGUGCACACGCUGACCAUCGCCAUGCCUCUCACAUUGAUCAAGAUGAUGUGAUGCAGGCAGCGCGGCUUUUGCUUCCCGGCGUGGAUUGCCCCAUAAAGCAAAUUGGUUGGGAGGAAACAGUUGCUUACCCAAAGAGACCAGGUGAUGAUUCAGACACAGCAAGACGCUUGAAGUUGGAUUUAGCUUUCCGUAUGCUAAGCACAGGGUCCCGUGAUAUGGUACCACAUGCCUUGCAACUUCUGCCAAAUUCUAAGCUCAACUGUGUCAAUGAGAGGGGUCUCACAGCCUUGAUGUUGGCUUGUAUUCGAAGUGAUGAAGGCACAGUGCGACUCCUGUUAGAGGCUGGGGCUGAUCCAGAUACAGAAACACCUCCACAGGGUGCAUCUGGCUGCCCAGCAGUGAAUGGUGAAACUCAGCAUUGGACCGCUCUGACAUACACUGCUUUGCAAGGCAAUGUUGCGAUUGCUCGACUUCUAUUGGAUCGAGGGGCUCAUGUGGAAGGAGGCGCCCGAUUAAGUGAAGAGAAGUGCACAGAAACACCUCUGCAGGUUGCAGCAGCAGCUGGCAUGUCAGAGAUGGUGCAGUUGCUUCUGGCCCGUGGCGCUCAUACGUUCCUUUCAACUUUGAUCAAAGAUUCACUGUGUUACUCUGGGGCUGCUCAAAGAGGCUGUUACAGUGCUAUAUCUGUUGCUGCUGCUCAUGGACAGCGAUCAAUUUUACAUCAACUUCUCACACAUCCCUUAAGUCAUUAUAACAAGGAGGUCCUCUCUCUUGAAGAGAUUUUAGCUGAGGGUGUUUCUCAGCUGACCAGUGAUCGUCGAGGUGCUCGUUUGCAGGGUGGCGACGGGCAUGGAGAGAACAAUCAACCGGUGAAACUCAGUAAAACUCAAAUAAAGGUCUUGCAAGAAGCCAUGUACCAUUCCACUGAAAACAAUCAUCUUGAUAUGACUUUGGAUAUGCGCAAUCUUGGUGUGUCGUGGACUUUGCAUUGUUGGAUGCACACAUUGGCUCUCGCGGAUGAUCUUCGUUUAGAGCAUAUGAUUGAUCAGCUUCUUCAAGACUUCCUUCAAGUGUGGCCAGAUGAUUGUUCCACUCAAUUUGUAGAUGAAUGCCUUCCGUUGCUCUUUAGUAUCUUCCGCUACAGCAAGAAUGAAGGUACCACGCUCUUGUUGGCGGAUAUAUUUUGUACUUGCUUUGGUUGGGAACCAAUCAAACCAGUGCGGGAUACUACAUUAAAUGGAGGCACUCGUAUUGACCCAAAGUUUGUGAAUAACCCAGAAUUGUCUGAUGUGCAAUUUCUUGUUGAGGGACGAGUAUUCUAUGCACACAAAAUUGUUUUGGUUACCUCUUCACCUCGAUUUCGAGGUAUGCUGAGCUCAAGGCUUUGCGAGGGAAAUCCUCCGGUAGUUCAAAUAAACGACAUCCGAUACCACAUAUUCCAGCUUGUUAUGCAGUUUUUGUACAACGGUGGAUGUGAAAACUUGCAAGUCGACAGUAGUGAUGUAUUAGAGCUAAUGGCAGCAGCCAAUUUCUUCCAAUUAGAUGGAUUACUCCAGUACUGUGAAGUUCAAUGCUCGACGAUGAUAGAUUUGGACAAUAUUGUUUCCAUGUACAUACAUGCAAAGGUCUACAGUGCAGCACAGCUAAUGGAGUACUGCCAAGGAUUUUUGCUUCAAAAUAUGAUGGCUCUUCUUACAUAUGACGACUCAGUAAAGCGCCUGUUGUUUGGCAAAAAACUACAUAAUCAUGAUGUGCUGGCUGGCCUUCUACUCACAUUGCAAGCCCGAAUCAAAGCUCGCAACAAGCUCAAAUAGUUGAUAUUCAUGUGAAAACAUAGUUAGUUGUGGAUCUUUUCAAUAGUGGUUUUAAUUGGGUCCUCUAUUUUGACGUACAGAAAAUUAAUUUUGUAACUGAACAGUAUUACUCUUACUUGCUAUCAUUAGUUACUAUCAUUUUUGUUGAUUACCAUUUGUGUUCAUCAUCAGUGAGCUGUCAAUUUGCCCAGUGGUGUGUUUAGACACAUCUUUUAUUUUUUUGCAUGAUAUUUUAUCUUUGUCAUUGCUUUACCUACAUUUGUCUAUGUCAUUGUGCUUCUUGAUUCUGAAGUGGCAAAGUAACAGUAUUCUGAUUUUGGUACACUCAAAUCCGAGAUGGUAUCUAGUACCUUUUCUGUUGUUAUUUCUUUUUAACCUUUGUUCUGCUCUCUUGGCUAGGUUCUAGGAACAAAUACAGAAAGUCGUGACCCCCCCCUUUUUUUAAAGUAUUUGUCAAAUUUGAAUAUAUUUGCUCAUCUGGACUUAAGUUGUAAAUGACAAGAACAUAAUUUAAUAACAAUAGUGUAAGUUGCAUAUAAUUUCUUAACAAUGGUUUUGAAUGUUAUUUUUUAGCUUUAUAGUUUACACAUCCUACUUAUUACUAUCUGACUUAUCAGUAAGGAUAUGGUCUGUGGGAAGGAAUAAAACUAUAAGUAAAGGAAAUUUAGUCAUCAAAUUAACUGCUACAUGUACCAGGUAGAGCAGAAACACUGUUGUUUUUUUGGGAAGCAUCAUGGAGUAUGCAGUUUCACAGUACAGUGGUCUUCUCUGCCCUUCAAGCCACAGUGUUUGGCUGGACUGCAUAUUUCUAAGGGCAAGGGAAAAUGACAAAGCUGUUUCUACCCUACCUGGUAUUUUUUAUUGUCUUAACCUUUCUUUUAAAAUAAACCUCACUAUCACUGUAAAGGAUUUUGUAAAUAUUCCAAAUCAUAUGACUGUCUGACUUUUAUGUUGUUUUUUAUGCUCAAUUUGUAUUCUGUGUAUUUAUGUUAUAACUAAUCAUGUCAUGAGGUUUGGAAGGUCUGUCAACAUGUAGUCAUGUGUCUUAGUUGAUGGUACUCUGUAGACUCCGAGUACAUUCGACAUCAGGGCUGUGAUAAUAAUCAAAAACAAUGAUCAAUUCCUUUGGCUUCUAUUUGUUUUGGAUGUAAAAUCUCAAUGGGUCUAUUUUGGAUCAAUACUUAUUCAUGAUGAAUGUGGAAUGUUGAAUGGAAACUUGGUAUGACUUUUGGUGUGCAAUUUGCUGGCGUUCAAUUUAUCAUUGCCAUGAUGUGCUCAGAAAAAAUUUCUUUUAAAUGCUGUUGAGUUUGUAUGUAGAGAUUUAUGAAGAAAUUUAUAAAUAUUUCUUUAAGGCUGCACAUGGUUUUAAUCAACUGAUGAAAAUGAUUUAUUGUAAAUACUUUGGACUUUAGCAAAUUAUGUUACAUAAUUAUGUGUAUGUGUUUGGUACACAAAACGACUGAUAAGGGCUUAAAUUUAGGAUGUUAAUUAAACCAUGUUUUUUUCUUGUGCCACAUAAUUUGUUUAAAUAUUUUCUCAUUGUAUUGAUGAUGUUAGCUGUUUGUUUUCUCCUAAUUUUCAUUUUAAUCUUACCUAGACCUCCUUGGUGAUCAGAUUGUCAACAGAUAAAUGUUGUUGUUUUUACUUUGCUCUCUGUUGUUUGCAUAAUGUGCCAUGUUCACUUCUUCAUAUUCCUUGUCCAGUGUUUCUAUUUCAUUUGCUUACUUUUGAUAGGUUUGCAUUCAGAUCAUAUAGUAUUAAGAAUGUAUUUAUGUUAUGUGAUCUUCUUAACACUUUGAUUCGGAACAUCAUUUUCAAGCAAUCUCAGUUUGUACCUAGAUUUAUUUUUUAUCCUUUAUUUUGUUAAUAAAAAAAUGUUGAAAUCCCUA
Molecule: messenger RNA, 6610 nt
Organism: Thrips palmi
Lineage: Eukaryota; Metazoa; Arthropoda; Insecta; Thysanoptera; Thripidae
Product: ankyrin repeat and BTB/POZ domain-containing protein BTBD11
Exons: 23
Coding region: 369-4721 (1450 amino acids)
Cellular component (GO): nucleosome
Molecular function (GO): protein heterodimerization activity; structural constituent of chromatin; DNA binding
Source: RefSeq, a predicted model, not a curated record